AUGAAGCUGCCACUGCUGCUGUUGCUAAUCCAGUCUAGUGCCCUUGUGGCCAGAGCCACUCCUGCCAGGCACUGGCGUCGUGCACCCACCCAUGGAGUUUUCAAUGUGGAUGUCUAUGCCUACAAUAAGCCGCGGAUGAACCUGGUCCGUCGCCAAGCCAUCGAAAGUCGAUCCACACAGGAUGCUCCUCCACUGGAUCACAUGCUGCAGCAGAUCUCCCACCACAGCCGACGAUCCACGGAGCAGAGGUCCCACUACAGGAACCUUGACGAGGACAUGGAGGUCCUGCCAAUGCCAAUUGCUGUGCAGCAACAACCAAGCGAGCUGAACAAAACAAUUGAGAGUCCGGCCAUAAACAUGCAAAUGAACAUGGCUAAGCACGCACGGGAGAAUUUAUACUCGAACGAGUUCCAUGUGCAAAGUGUAGGUACCAAGAAGAUAGUGCAAUUGAAUACCCUGACCAUCGACCAUGAGCGUAAACCAGUCGACGAAGAAGUUAUGACCCAGAAGCAGCAGGAACAGGAGCAGCAGGUUCAGCAGGAGCCGCUGAAGGUGAAGCUGACACUGCCAGAGCUUGCCGAGAACAAUGCAGAAGCAGCUGAAGUCCUUCCUGCAAGGAAUAAAGUUGAAGAAGUAAACGCCGCGGGGACAGCUCCUGCGGGGGAACCGUUGACAAGUGUGAAGAAACCCAUGGCCCCGAGCGAGACAAUUAUCGAUAAGCCAUCGACAGGAAUGCAGCAGGUUGUCAGCCCGACGACAGCGGAGAAUGCCGAUGACACCGGCACAAUGGCUCAGUCCGGCAAAAGAAAGAAGGACGAACCGAAAGGCAGACCGCCUCGUCCGAAGAGCAAGCGGAAGCCAAAGCCAACAGGAGGAGCACCAGCGUCUAAUGAAACUGAAAUAAAGAUGACAGCGAACCGAGUUGUCACUGCUGCAGUUCCUGGUGCUCUUCGUCCUGAAACUCCUGAAACUAACCCCAUCAGGGGACCAGCCACUGGCCCUUUAAAUGCGAAGCAGCCGGCAAAGGAAUUGGCAACACAAUCACUAUCGCCGGAAAUCAGCACGCAUCGUCCUUUGACAACGAGGAGUGGUGGCAAAGGCAAAGGCAAGGGUAAGGGCAAGGAUAAACGUCGCCAGGGCUCCCAGAGACGUCCUGCAAUCGCUGGCGUAAUGGAGGAGGAAAUUGAAACUACGACAAAUUGGUGGCAGAUCCUUCCAUAUGCGGAAAUUAGAAAAUUUUUGAAUACAAUUUACGAUACCAUCGCCGAUGAUGGCGACGACGAACGUGCCACGGUUGAUGUGUGA
Messenger RNA from Drosophila santomea, 1305 nucleotides. Its product is annotated as neurofilament heavy polypeptide. The record is from RefSeq and is a predicted model, not a curated record. Lineage: Eukaryota; Metazoa; Arthropoda; Insecta; Diptera; Drosophilidae. The transcript has 2 exons. The coding region runs from base 1 to 1305 and encodes 434 amino acids.